Messenger RNA from Ixodes scapularis (black-legged tick), 688 nucleotides. Its product is annotated as protein lethal(2)essential for life. Lineage: Eukaryota; Metazoa; Arthropoda; Arachnida; Ixodida; Ixodidae. Gene Ontology annotation, molecular function: protein folding chaperone. Gene Ontology annotation, biological process: response to heat; protein refolding. The coding region runs from base 103 to 594 and encodes 163 amino acids. The transcript has a single exon. The record is from RefSeq and is a predicted model, not a curated record.
GACGUUGCCCACAUAAAAGGAGCGUCGCCUGCUACGGGCGCUCAACACGCAGCACCUUGCUCUUGUUCUGCGCUUGGUCUACACGAAGCAAACGAGACCGCCAUGGUUGUCAAGAUGGUCCUCUGCCCCCUUCUCAGCGACGACCACCUCUGGUCGCCCAUCAAAAUGCUGGAUUGGGUCGAAGACGACGACGACUGUUCGAAGCAGUGCGACCGCAGCAGACGACGGCUCUGCCAACGGAAGCGCCGAAGUGCGGCGCAAGAAGCAGAACGCUCAACCAAGUUCGAAGUUGCCUACGACGUUCGCGGCUUCGGGCCCGAAGAACUCUCGGUUCGUACCGUCGACGGGGACGUCGUGGUUCACGGCAAGCACGAAGAAACUCACGAGGACGGUGGUUUCGUAAUGCGGGAGUUCACGAGGCGCUUGCCACUACCCGAGGACGUCGACCCGAAGACCGUGACGUCAAGCUUGGACACCAAGACGGGAUUGCUGGCCAUCGAAGCUCCGAGGACGUCAGCGAAGAAAGUCAAGAUCAUCCCUGUCGUCGUUGAAGAAGCCUUAGCCACUGAAAACAAGUCGACUUCUGCUUCCUGAACCAUUUCUAAAUAGGGAUUAUAAAUUUCGCUCGCUCCACCUUCUCAACAUUCUCAUCAGUAUUUGUCACAAUAAAUUAUUUGAAAAGGCUUUA